Molecule: messenger RNA, 4646 nt
Organism: Eriocheir sinensis (Chinese mitten crab)
Lineage: Eukaryota; Metazoa; Arthropoda; Malacostraca; Decapoda; Varunidae
Gene: Cul3
Product: cullin-3-B-like
Exons: 14
Coding region: 291-2774 (827 amino acids)
Biological process (GO): protein ubiquitination; ubiquitin-dependent protein catabolic process
Cellular component (GO): Cul3-RING ubiquitin ligase complex
Molecular function (GO): ubiquitin protein ligase binding
Source: RefSeq, a predicted model, not a curated record
GGCGCCGUGAGCAGUGUGUCAACAAUGAUGGCCGACCCUUCUCCGCCACACUAGACGCACCUCUCCUUUAAUUAACCCGCCACCACGUCCCCAGCAGCCAUGACCUCACGCCUGCACUGACAUCUUGCUCUCCCACAAUAACCUUGAUGGCUCUGAGCAGCGUCGCCUUAGUGGUCACUGAAGGGAUAAUGAUAAUAAUGUUUUGGUGAGCCCUCCUUCGAGAAUUUUUCCCUAGUUUUUUCGAGGCUUGCGUGUGUUUUGAAGUGUUUCCGAGCCGCCCCGAGACUACUAUGAGUUCCAUCAAGUCAGGCAACAAGAAGGAUCAUCAGAAAAUGCGGAUCCGCGCUUUUCCGAUGACCAUGGAUGAGCGGUAUGUGGAGAACAUCUGGCAACUGCUCAAAAAUGCAAUCCAGGAAAUUCAAAAGAAAAACAACAGCGGGCUCAGCUUCGAGGAGCUGUACCGCAAUGCAUACACAAUGGUCCUCCACAAACAUGGGGAGAGACUAUACUCAGGCCUGAGGGAUGUCGUCACCCAACACUUGGAGAACAAGGUUCGAGCUGACGUACUGGCCUCACUACAGAACAACUUCCUCCAGACUCUAAAUCAUGCCUGGAAUGACCACCAGACCUCCAUGGUGAUGAUCAGAGACAUCCUCAUGUACAUGGACCGUGUCUAUGUGCAGCAGAACAAUGUGGAUAAUGUCUACAAUCUAGGUUUAAUAAUAUUUAGGGACCAGGUUGUGCGAUAUGGUUGCAUACGAGACCACCUUCGGGAGACGCUCCUAGACAUGGUGAUGCGGGAGCGUCGGGGGGAGGUGGUUGACAGACUAGCAAUCAAGAAUGCUGCCCAAAUGCUGAUAGUGUUAGGCAUUGAGUCCCGAGCUGUAUACGAGGAAGAUUUUGAACGGCCCUUCCUCGCACAGUCUGCAGAGUUUUAUAGGAUGGAGAGUCAGAAGUUCCUGGCAGAAAACAGUGCAUCAGUUUAUAUCAAAAGAGUUGAAGCGAGGAUAUCUGAGGAAGCAGAGAGAGCAAAGCACUACCUGGAUGAGUCCACUGAAAGGCGAAUUGUUGAAGUAGUUGAAGAGGAAUUAAUUAAAAAACAUAUGAAAACCAUUGUUGAGAUGGAGAAUUCUGGAGUAGUACACAUGCUCAAGAACAACAAGACUGAAGACCUAGCCUGUAUGUAUAAACUCAUGUCUCGAGUAUUAGAUGGCUUAAAGGCAGUAGCGGAAUGUGUCUCCCAGCACCUAAGAGAACAAGGUAAAGCCUUAGUAGCAGAAGAAGAGGGAGGUAAAAAUGCCAUUACAUUUGUACAGAAUUUGUUGGAUUUGAAAGACAGGUUUGAUCAUUUUCUUCACAACUCUUUCAACAAUGACAAGAUUUUCAAGCAAAUGAUUGCUGCUGACUUUGAAUACUUCCUCAACCUAAACAACAAGUCCCCAGAGUAUCUGUCAUUAUUUAUUGAUGACAAGCUGAAGAAAGGAGUCAAAGGAAUGACAGAGGCAGAGAUUGAGGUGGUUUUGGACAAGACGAUGGUACUUUUCCGGUUCUUGCAAGAAAAAGAUGUGUUUGAGCGUUACUACAAACAGCAUCUUGCCAAACGACUCCUUUUACAGAAGUCAGUUUCUGAAGACUCGGAAAAAACUAUGAUCUCCAAGUUAAAAACAGAGUGUGGCUGCCAGUUCACCUCCAAGCUUGAGGGAAUGUUCAAGGACGUCACAAUAUCAAACACCAUUAAUGAGGAAUUCAAGCAACGAGUCAACAGUGCAGGGACUAAUCUGUGUGGGGUUGACAUCUAUGUGAGAGUGUUGACAACUGGGUAUUGGCCGACGCAGUCAGCAAACCUGAAGGCUAAUGUUCCCCUGGCCCCUCGGAGUGCCUUUGAGGCUUUCAGGAGAUUCUACCUCAACAAGCACAGCGGCAGACAACUUACCCUUCAGCCUCAAUUGGGAUCUGCAGACCUGAAUGCAGUAUUUCAUGGUUCAAGAAAAGAAGAGAGUGCCUGUGCCUCCCCCAGUGUGGUUUCUGGCUCCGUGGCUUCUGUAGCUGCUGUAGCCUCUGGGGAAGCUGUCAGUAGUGUGGCUGGCAUUUCCUCCUCUACUAUUGGGAGUGCUGUCCCCAACAAUGGCUUAAUGCCCUCCCCAAGUCUGUCAGGGGCCCAUACCCCUACCAGUGCUGUGGCAUCACCAUCAGGGUCAGCAGUGAUGGGCUCAGGCAAGCCCUCAGGACCCAAGAAACACAUCAUUCAAGUGUCCACCUACCAAAUGGUUAUUCUCAUGCUCUUCAACACCAGGGAUAAACUAACUUAUGAGGAAAUACAGAAUGAGACGGACAUCCCUGAUCGUGAUCUUGUUCGAGCUCUUCAGUCCUUGGCAUUAGGGAAGCCGGCCCAGCGAGUGUUGCUCAAGACUCCAAAGACUAAAGAGAUGGAGUCCUCACAUGAGUUUACUGUCAAUGAUUCAUUCACAUCUAAGUUGUACAGAGUGAAAAUCCAGGCUGUGGCAGCUAAGGGAGAAAGUGAACCAGAGAGGAAAGAGACUAGAAGUAAAGUUGAUGAAGACCGCAAACAUGAAAUUGAAGCAGCUAUUGUCCGCAUAAUGAAGGCCCGCAGGCGAAUGACUCAUAACAACCUGGUAGCCGAGGUUACAGACCAACUCAAGUCCCGCUUCCUACCGUCCCCAAUACUUAUCAAGAAGAGAAUUGAAAGCCUCAUUGAGCGAGAGUAUUUGGCACGCACACCAGAAGACAGAAAAAUUUACUCCUAUGUGGCGUGAAGAGUAUGUUACAUACUGAAGCAUAGCCAAGGCUGUGAAACCUUCCUUUUGUUAGAGAUAUGGUCGUGCAGCUGUGGAGGGUGAGGGGAAAGGAUUACAUGAGCCCUAAGGAUCACCUAGUCCAUCUCUGCUCUCCUCAAUCUCGUGCUCUCUCUGCAGAUGCUCACUUCACCCUCAGUAUAACAUGCCAGGAAUGGCAGAUGUACGGCCACAUCUAACCCUUGCCAUGAGCACCGAGAGUCAACUUAAAAGUAAGAGGUUCUCGGGGUCACCACAGACACCCUGCGGCAGGUUACUGUUAGCUGCUUUUCAUAGCUGUUGUUGCCAGAUACUUCUGAACUACUGAAGGUGUUUGGGCCAAGGGAUGGUGGUAUUCAGUAGUCACCAUGAGUAUGGAAACAUCCCCAUUUUUAUUUAAAAUACCUAAUGAUAUGGUGAAAUUGUAUCUAAAAGUCAUUAGUCUGAAUGAAGUCAACCAAGAAUUGCAAUGGGAAAAUAAUGAUAAAAGUCGUGUAAACUGAUGACCUGCUUCUCUGCUUGGUUCCAGUGCAGUCAAACUUUCAGUGUGUGGUCAAUGCUGAGCUAUUACAAGUUUGUGAAAGAUCCAAUUGUUUAAUUUUUAUUAUUUUUAACCUACCUUCUGUAUGAGUUUAUUUUUAAGAUCUGGAUGGAGACAGGUUUCUUUCUUCAUUUCUUCCUUGCAGGCAAAGGUACUAAUUCAUAGGUGGUAGCACAGCAAUGCACUUGUGAUAGCCGAUCCUUUUUAGUGUAAUCCUCAUUUACACAAUUAUGACUAAAAAAUAGGUUGUCAUAACAGAAAGAAAUAGCAUUCCAGUGUAGAGGGUUAUUGUCAACAAGUUAGGAGGUUAGUCUACAUUAAAUCAUCAUAUUACAGAGAUGUUAUCAGCCAUUUCAAUUGGGCCCAAGUGUAUGGGUGUCCAGUAAUUGAAUCCUCACAGUAUUGAAUGGGUUUUCAUAUAUUAAUGUAAGAUAAUGUAUGUACAUGGGACAAGGGGCUCAAAACCUUUAUAUAUAAAAUUAUUUAACACUGACUUUUUUUGUCUUUGCUCAAGACAGUUCAUUCACUACUAAAGAACAGUGGUUGUAGUAAUGCUUGAAAUUUAAUUUUCUUCAUCUUUCAGAUGUUUCUUUUUCAUAACUGAUGGUAGCAGGAGUGAUGAAAAGCCUGCAGGUAUGAGAGUUAUUGCAUACCAACUUAAUCAGAAGCAUUCAUACCUCAUUAUAAGAAUAUUUGAAUGAUUUAGAUUUCCACCGAUAUAUAGUAUAUAUAAAAGACACAAUACAAUUGGAAUCAGGAUUUUUGUUCCUUAUUGAUUGGAAAUUAAUAAGGUAACAAUUAUUAACUGUGUGGCCCAGACUGCAUGUCUAGUUUUUUUUAUGGAACACUGGUCCAUUUGGCAUCCUUUUAAAUAUAAUAAAUUGAAGCUUAGUGCUUCCCAGGAUCACAGGCAAAUGACUUAAUUUUUUAUGAACUUUUCUUAAUGCAAUUUUACUGGAAAAUACACUUCUAAUUUUAUAUUGCUACUGCAACUAUUACUAAUACCAAUGAUAAUAACAAUGAGGUAAUUCAGACUAGCCCUUAGCAAUGUUGUAACCUUCCACUCCAUGUUUGGAAGAGGAGUAGUGUGCAAAGGAAGGCCAAGGGAAUGAGACGGGUUAGGUAAAUCCGACUGCCUGCCAUUUCAAAUUAUUUACAAUACUCUUUUCUUGAACACAUUCUGUGGACCGUUUUUCAUCAAUCUUUGUUAUCUAGUCUCUCUUCCAAGAUUACUCUGUACAUUUUCAACCAAGUAAAAUUCAAGUUUUUAAGAGAGUUAUGUAUUUAUUCCAUUAAAUGAAUGUCUAAGAGGC